Molecule: messenger RNA, 2793 nt
Organism: Eublepharis macularius
Lineage: Eukaryota; Metazoa; Chordata; Lepidosauria; Squamata; Eublepharidae
Gene: TMCC2
Product: transmembrane and coiled-coil domain family 2
Exons: 5
Coding region: 120-1982 (620 amino acids)
Biological process (GO): amyloid precursor protein metabolic process
Cellular component (GO): endomembrane system
Source: RefSeq, a predicted model, not a curated record
GGGAUUCUGCUGCUGCCCAGCUGGAUUCGGGUGCAUCCAAUCCAAACCCGGCCUUACAUCCUGUUACUCGAAGCAAGCCUCCUGAUUUAAAGAAGAUACAACAGCUGUCUGAGGGAUCUAUGUUUGGCCAUGGCCUCAAGCAUCUUUUCCAUAGCCGCAGACGGUCCCGAGAACGGGAGCACCAGAACUCCCAGGAGUCAUCACAGCAGCACCAUGGCAUGUCUGAUCAUGACUCUCCUGAUGAAAAAGAACGCUCCCCUGAGAUGCACCGGGUCUCCUAUGCCAUGUCUCUGCAUGAUCUCCCAGUUCGACCCACUGCCUUCAACAGGGUAUUACAGCAGAUACGCUCCCGCCCUUCCAUCAAGAGGGGGACCAGUUUGCACAGUGGCAGUCGCCGAGCCAAGAGUAGCUCCCUGGAGCCCCAGAAAGGCAGCCCUCAUCUUGUCCGCAAGGCUCCACAGGAUAGCAGUCUCACAGCAAUACUUCAUCAACACCAGGGCCGGCCAAGAUCUUCAUCUACCACAGACACUGCUCUCCUUAUGGCUGAGGGUGGGACUGUUUACCUCCUCACUGAAGAGUCAGAAUGCCUCACUGAUAAGCUAGAUAAAGGGGACACAAGCCAGCUUAGUCUACCUUCCAACACAAGCCAUGGUGAUGCUGAUGGGAACAUCUGCCUUGAUGUUCCAGACGGCAACCCAGACCCACAGAGAACAAAAGCUGCCAUUGACCAUCUUCACCAGAAGAUCCUCAAGAUCACGGAGCAGAUCAAGAUUGAGCAGGAGGCACGGGAUGACAACGUGGCUGAGUAUCUGAAGCUUGCCAACAAUGCUGACAAGCAGCAGGCCUCUCGCAUCAAGCAGGUCUUUGAGAAAAAGAACCAGAAAUCAGCUCAGACCAUUGCCCAGUUGCACAAGAAGCUUGAGCACUACCACAAAAAGCUAAAAGAAAUUGAACAAAAUGGACCCUCACGCCAGCCCAAAGAUGUCUUCCGGGACAUGCACCAGGGCCUCAAGGAUGUAGGGGCCAAUGUCCGUUCCAGCAUCAGUGGCUUUGGAGGGGGUGUGGUGGAAGGUGUCAAGGGUGGACUAUCAGGCCUUUCUCAAGCCACACAUACAGCUGUGGUCUCUAAACCUCGUGAGUUUGCAAGCUUAAUCCGUAACAAAUUUGGCAGUGCAGAUAACAUUGCUCACUUAAAGGACACGCUGGAUGAUGGUCACCCUGAAGAGGCCUCACGGACUCUCAGUGGCAGUGCCACUUUAGUGUCGAGUCCCAAAUAUGGCAGCGAUGAUGAGUGCUCCAGUGCCACUUCUGGCUCAGCAGCAGGUAGCAACUCUGGGGCAGGCCCUGCUGGUUUAGGCAGCCCCAAAUCUAACACUUUGGACAGUCACCACUAUAAUUUUGAUACCAUCAUAGAAGAACUGCGGGAGAUAAAGGACAUUCAGUCACACCUUGAAGACUCCAUGGAAGACCUCAAAGCCCAGCUCCAACGAGACUAUACAUACAUGACUCAAUGCUUGCAGGAGGAGCGCUACAGAUACGAGCGCCUGGAGGAACAGCUGAAUGACCUGACAGAACUUCAUCAGAAUGAGAUGACCAAUCUCAAGCAGGAAUUGGCUAGCAUGGAGGAGAAGGUGGCUUACCAAUCCUAUGAGAGGGCUAGGGACAUUCAGGAGGCUGUGGAAUCCUGCCUGACCCGAGUCACCAAGCUAGAGCUGCAGCAGCAGCAGCAGCAGGUAGUGCAGCUGGAAGGUGUGGAAAAUGCCAACGCCCGGGCCCUGCUGGGCAAAUUCAUCAACGUCAUCUUGGCCUUGAUGGCUGUGCUGCUGGUCUUCGUGUCCACCAUUGCCAGUUUCGUCACGCCCUUGAUGAAGACCCGCAUGCGCCUCCUGAGCACCACUUUGUUGGUGCUUUUUCUCUUCCUCCUCUGGAAACACUGGGACUCUGUCACUUAUCUCCUGGAACAUGUGCUGCUUCCUAGCUGAUUCCUCAGCCAGCCAGAUGCCAGGGUGUGUGGGGUGUUUGUUUCUUCCUGAGGUGAAGGGGCAGAAACGAGGAGACUUCGAAAUCAGUUUCUUUGUCCGUUUGGAGUAUGUAAUUCUCACUUGCUUCCCUUGCACAGCCGUCUUUAUUCGCAUCCAACAUCAUCUCAGUAGUGGGGAGUGUAGUUGCAGCAGGGCUUGUGAGAGGUCAGAUAAUCACUCCUCUAAGAUGCCUUUGCAAGGGAUUAUGGGGAGGCAGGUGACGUCUAUAAAGAGCUCUGAUAGCUUUCCUUUAAAGCAGACAAAAAGAUGCUGAUGGCAAAGUAGAUCAGAAUGGUAUUCUCUUGAGGAAGAUUGUUUUGUUCUUUCCUUUCUAAGAAGGAUGGCGAAAAGCUCAUUCCUGAGCACAGGAUAACCUCUGAAGGCAAAAGUUCAGCACUGAAGGUAAACUCUGUUGAAAAUUCCUGCCCCAUAGGAACUGAAGGAAUAGAAUGUACAUAUCACACCAGCUUAUCCAAAUCCCAAGGAUAUUAAAUUUCCAUUCCUGAAGAACAGCCGAGCCAAUAUGCCCAGAAGCAUAGCUGGGCAUUUUAGUACGAAGGACUUUUCAUCCUAGAUGGUUAUUUUUACCAAAUAAGUUAUGCCAGGAUCUAAGGAGAAAGAAUCUUACCAUUCUGGUGCAAGCAAACCCAACACCUUUGGUUGGAUUUGUUUUGUUUCUUCUUUUUGCUUUAGUAUGUUAUCUUCAGGGACUUACAAAAAAUUCUGAUAUUGCAUCUGCAAACCUUACAAGCUUUGCAAAUGUGUGUGUGUG